Molecule: messenger RNA, 1693 nt
Organism: Paramecium sonneborni
Lineage: Eukaryota; Ciliophora; Oligohymenophorea; Peniculida; Parameciidae
Source: the annotation of a GenBank genome assembly
AUGAGUUUUCGUUAAACAAGAUGGAGAUUUUUAGCAGUUUCUUUGGCUGCUCUAAUUCUUUUAGGAAAUAAUUAUUCAUUUGAUAAUCCAUAGGCUUUGCAAACUUAAAUUUAAUAAUAGUUAGGAAUCAAUAUUAUUCAAUUUAAUUUACUUUAUAGUGUUUUCGCUUUGCCUAAUAUAUUUCUAACAAUUUUAGGAGGUAGAAAAGAUGAUCAUUAUUAUAGGCAUGAUAAUUGAUAGAUUAGGAGUAAGAUUUGGAAUCUUUACAUUUACAUUAAUUGUUACAAUAGGUUAAUUAAUAAUAGCAUUGGGUGGUAAAUUCAAUGAGUAUUCCCUAAUGUUAUUAGGAAGAGCAGUAUUUGGUGUAGCAAGUGAAAAUUUAAUAAUUGCAUAAAGUACAUUUGUAAGUUUAUGGUUUAAGGGCACUGAAUUAGCAACAGUAAAUGUAUUGUAAUUUAACAUAGGCUAUGGGAAUAAUAAUGACUAUUCCAGAAUUAGGAGGAGCUUUAAAUAGUUUAUUAACACCUUUAAUUUAUGAAUCAAGUUAGAGUUUAUCAGUUCCACUAUUUACAAGUGUAGGAUUUUGUUUAUUUUCAUUUGCAUGUGGCAUAAUUUUGGUUUAAUUGGAUAAAUAUGCAGACAAAUAUGAUUAAAGAUGUGAGUAAUAAAUUUGAUAUACUUUUAUAGAAUCUGAUUGUCAAUAUGUUUUAGAAUAAAAGAUGAUGAAAGAUGAUGAGGGAGAAGAAGAUGAAGAUGAAGAGGAAAAAGAAAAAUUAGAAGAAUCAAAAGAAGAAAUUAGUUUAAAAGAUCUUAAAUAAUUAUCAGGUACAGUUUGGAUUUUAUUGAUGAUCUGCACUUUCAGUCUUUGUAUAUUUAUUCCCUUCUUAGAUAAUGCUAAUUAAUUUUGUCAAUAGAGAUUUAAUCUAUCUAAUAUCUCAGCAGGCAGAGCUAUAAUUAUAACUUAUUUAACUCCAAGUAUAUAUUUAUAUAUAUAAUUAUAAUAGUGUUUGUAUCCCCAUUUAUAGGUUGUAUAGUAGAUAAGGUUGGUUAUAGAAGAAGAUGGAUGAUAUUAACAUCUUUACUAUUUAUCAUCUCUCAUUUAUUAUUUGCAAUAAUACCAACUCCUGAAGAUGGAUCUCCUUAAUUUGCAGCUGUAGUUCCUUUGUUCUUAUUAGGAGUCAGUUAUGCAUUCUAUUCAUGUGUGAUGAUUCCUUGUGUUUAAUAUCUUGUUGAGUAGAGAAUCAUGGGUACUGCAUUUGGGUUAAUGGGAUUGUUUGAAAGUAUUGGUGCUUGUGUUUUUCCUUUAGUUUCUUCUCAAAUCUAUAAUACUAAUGGAGAUUAUAGGUAAGUUGGAUUCUUUUAUAUGGGAAUUGGUUGUGUUAAUUUGAUCUUUGUUUUAACAUUAUAUUUUGUCGAUAAAAAGGGAAGUGAAGUUCUAGAUAGAAUUAAUCCUCUUGAAGGAAAAGGUGAUGGUAAAUCAUCAUCAUCUACUUCUGAUGAUGAUUCUGUUGCCUCUGAUUUAACUGAUGAAGAUGAAAGAGAAUAUUUUGAAAUGAAAGAGAACAUCAAUUCCUUCAAAUUAUAACCAUUAGAAACUAAUAGUGAUUCUAAAAGUGAACCUGGCGAUUUCAAAAUGCAACGAUCUUUAAGUUUCGAAUAUUCAAUGCAAAUUACAAAAUUAGAUAAUUAAUGA